AUGCUUGCUAUAAGAAGACGGUUUUCAAGAAACUAUGCAAUGAGCAUUUACCUUAACCUCGUCGCGGUCAUUACGAUGUUAUGGUACGGUUUCAGCCUAGCAUCUCGCAUCCACAUUAAAGUAGAUUCAUAA
Molecule: messenger RNA, 132 nt
Organism: Colletotrichum lupini
Lineage: Eukaryota; Fungi; Ascomycota; Sordariomycetes; Glomerellales; Glomerellaceae
Exons: 1
Coding region: 1-132 (43 amino acids)
Source: RefSeq, a predicted model, not a curated record